Molecule: messenger RNA, 3668 nt
Organism: Cheilinus undulatus (humphead wrasse)
Lineage: Eukaryota; Metazoa; Chordata; Actinopteri; Labriformes; Labridae
Gene: pold1
Product: polymerase (DNA directed), delta 1, catalytic subunit
Exons: 27
Coding region: 160-3477 (1105 amino acids)
Biological process (GO): base-excision repair, gap-filling; DNA replication proofreading; nucleotide-excision repair, DNA gap filling
Cellular component (GO): delta DNA polymerase complex
Molecular function (GO): DNA binding; nucleotide binding; DNA-directed DNA polymerase activity
Source: RefSeq, a predicted model, not a curated record
UUCACAAAUCAAAGCGGAGUGGCGGGAGCUGUUGUCAACCAGGGGCUGUUUAGGAGAAGUUACAGCCUUCGUAAGGUAUUGAUAACUUACCUGGAAACAGACCGCCGUUGAUAGUUAUCUUUACAGGUGUCUGUUUGGUGAUCGGUCCGCCGUUUAGAAAUGGAUUAUAAAAGACGCAACGGUGGCCCUUUCCUGGGUGGAGCCUCUCAGGCCAAGAGGGGUAAGCCAGGCGCUGAAUGGGAAGACAGUCCAUCGCAGUUUGAGGAGGAGUUGUUGAUGUUUGAUGAAGCAGACAUGGAGGCAGAGGACAUGGAGGGGCAGGCAGGUCAUGAUGUUAUCCCUGUAGGUGACCUCUUCUCAGCAGACCUCAAUCCCCGAUGGCGGCGACCUCAGGCCCCUACUCUGCACCCUUUGUCCGACACGCUGGUUUUUCAGCAGAUUGAUCUGGACUAUUAUUUAGGAGCGACGGUUGCUGGCAUGCCCGGACAAUCUCAGGGAAAAGUCCCGAUCAUUCGAAUGUUUGGGGUGACCGACACUGGCAACAGUGUGUGCUGUCAUGUCCACGGUUUCGCCCCUUACUUCUAUGUUCCUGCUCCAAGUGGCUUCAAACCCAGUGACCUGGGUGAAUUUAAAAAAGAGCUGAAUAAUGUUGUCCUGAAGGAUAUGAGGUCCAAUAAGGACAACAUCUCCAUCACUGUGUUGGCUGUGGACAUCACCCGCAAAGAGAACAUGUACGGAUACCACGGGAAACGUAUUCUGGAUUUUUUGCGGAUAACCAUGGCAAUGCCUCGUCUCAUUGCUCCAGCAAAACGGCUGCUGGAGCAGGGCUUCAAGUUCUCACAUUUCCCCAUACAGAGUUACCAAUCCUACGAGGCCAACAUUGACUUUGAGAUAAGGUUCAUGGUGGACAGUGAUGUGGUGGGGUGCUGCUGGAUUGAACUUCCCAAAGGAAAGUACCAAGUGCGUGAAGAGAAGAGCAUGGGGGACACGGACUCUCAGUACCCAGGAAAGGUGUCCUUGUGUCAGUACGAGGUGGAUGUGGGAUGGACAGAUCUGAUCAGCCACCCUGCAGAAGGAGACUGGCAGAGGAUCGCUCCACUCAGAGUUCUCAGCUUUGACAUCGAGUGUGCAGGAAGGAAAGGGAUCUUCCCAGAAGCAGAUAAAGACCCUGUCAUUCAGAUUGCAUCUAUGGUGCAGCGUCAGGGUGAGACGGAGCCCUUCAUCCGCACCGUGUUCACCCUGCAGUCCUGUGCCAGCAUCGUGGGCUCUCAGAUUCUGUGUUUUACUCAGGAAAAACAGAUGCUGCAGAGCUGGGCAGAGUUUUUGAGAACGGUGGACCCCGAUAUCAUCACAGGUUACAACAUCCAGAACUUUGACUUUCCCUAUUUGCUCAACAGGGCGGCUGCUUUAAAGGUGAAUUUAUUCCCCUACCUCGGACGUGUGCGAGGCAUCAAGUCAGUCCUGAAGGAUGCAAACUUUCAGAGCAAGCAGAUGGGCCGCAGAGAGAAUAAGACCAUCAACAUGGAGGGACGAGUUCAGUUUGAUCUGCUGCAGGUUCUUCUCAGGGACUAUAAACUACGCUCAUACACACUGAAUGCUGUCAGUUUCCACUUCCUGCAAGAACAGAAGGAGGACGUGCAGCACUCCAUAAUUACAGAUCUACAGAACGGUAACGAACAGACCCGCCGCCGUUUGGCUGUCUACUGCCUGAAAGACGCCUACCUCCCCCUGCGAUUGCUGCAGAAGCUGAUGUGUGUGAUUAACUACAUGGAGAUGGCCAGAGUGACAGGUGUGCCGCUCACCUACCUGCUGUCAAGAGGACAGCAGAUCAAGGUCGUCUCUCAGCUGCUGCGACAGGCCAUGAAGCAGGACCUGGUCAUGCCUGUGGUAAAGACAGAAGGAGGAGAAGAUUACACCGGAGCGACCGUCAUUGAGCCAGAAAAAGGGUACUACAGCCUUCCCAUCGCGACCCUGGAUUUCUCCUCCUUGUAUCCGUCCAUCAUGAUGGCUCACAAUCUGUGCUACACCACUCUGCUGCAGAAAGGCUCAGCGGACAAACUGGGCCUCUCAUCGGAGGAAUUCAUCAAGACUCCGACAGGCGAUAUGUUUGUGAAGAGCUCUGUGAGGAAAGGACUCCUCCCUGAGAUCCUGGAGAACCUGCUGUCUGCCAGAAAGAGGGCCAAAGCGGAGCUGAAGAAGGAAACGGAUCCGUUCAAAAGGCAAGUGCUUGACGGUCGACAGCUGGCGCUAAAGAUCAGCGCUAACUCUGUCUACGGCUUCACCGGUGCCCAGGUGGGCAAGCUGCCCUGCUUAGAGAUCUCCCAGAGCGUCACUGGAUUUGGAAGGCAGAUGAUCGAGCAAACUAAACAGCUGGUGGAGUCCAAAUAUACAAUGUCCAACGGUUAUCAGAGUGAUGCCAAGGUCAUCUAUGGAGACACAGACUCCGUCAUGGUGAAGCUCGGAGUCGGCACCGUGAGGGAGGCCAUGGACAUCGGGAAGGAGGCAGCAGAGUGGGUGUCUUCUCACUUCACACCACCUAUCAAACUGGAGUUUGAGAAGGUGUACUACCCUUACCUGCUCAUCAACAAGAAGCGCUAUGCUGGCCUCUACUUCUCCUCCAGUGCAGACACUCAUGACAAGAUGGACUGUAAAGGCAUAGAGACUGUCCGCAGAGACAACUGCCCCCUGGUGGCCAACCUGAUUAACACCUGUCUGCAGAAAAUCCUCAUAGACCGGGAUCCUCAGGGUGCUGUGGAUCAUGCCAAAGAAGUGAUCUCAGACUUGCUGUGUAACCGCAUUGACAUCAGUCAGCUGGUCAUCACCAAGGAGCUGACACGCACGGCGCAAGAGUACGCUGGCAAACAGGCGCACGUGGAGCUGGCCGAGAGAAUGAGGAAGAGAGAUGCUGGCAGCGCCCCCAAUCUGGGAGACCGAGUUCCCUACGUCAUCAUCAAGGCUGCAAAAGGAGUGGCAGCGUACAUGAAGUCAGAGGACCCAAUCUACGUGCUGGAGAACAAUAUUCCCAUCGACACUCAGUACUACCUGGAGCAGCAGCUGUCAAAGCCUCUGCUGAGGAUAUUUGAGCCCAUCCUCGGAGAGACCAAAGCAGAGAGCAUCCUGCUCAAGGGCGACCACACGCGCUGUAAGACUGUGCUGACCUCAAAGAUCGGCGGUCUCAUGGCGUUUGCUCAGAAGAGGAGCACCUGUAUCGGCUGUAAAGCUGUACUAAAGACAGACGUGGCUGUGUGCGAUUUCUGUAAGAAGAAGGAGUCGGAGCUUUACCAGAAGGAGAUCUUUCACCUGAAUGCGCUGGAGGAGCGUUUCUCCCGCCUGUGGACUCAGUGUCAGCGAUGUCAGGGUUCCCUCCAUGAGGAUGUGCUCUGUACGAGCCGUGACUGUCCGAUCUUCUACAUGAGGAAGAAGGUUCAGAAGGAUCUGGAUGACCAGAGUAAGCUAGUGUCUCGUUUUGGAUGGUGAGAAGAAAACAAGCCUAUGAGCCUCACUCCCCAUCACCUCACUGUAUUCUUUCUUCACCUUUUGGUGCCUGUAUAAAGACCUAAAUAUCACUAUUUCUAUGUUUUCUAAUAUGAAUAAAUGACUUUGGUAGGUUUUGUAAAAUAAACAGAAAAAGCAACAUGUUUCUUUUGUGCCGUCAUGUCUGAUCAUCA